Chenopodium quinoa (quinoa) is the source of this 873-nucleotide messenger RNA. RefSeq lists its product as uncharacterized. NCBI's taxonomy places the organism in Eukaryota, Viridiplantae, Streptophyta, Magnoliopsida, Caryophyllales, Amaranthaceae. The record is from RefSeq and is a predicted model, not a curated record. The transcript has 3 exons. Bases 1 to 873 code for a protein of 290 amino acids.
AUGUCGGAUAGCCGGAUGGUUCUAAAAUUGGUUCGGGGUCUUACCAAACUGUACCGUGGUGUGGGUACGUUGAUCUGUCAGAGCAAUCCUUUUCCCUCUUUCUAUCAAGCCUGGUCGAUGCUCAUCUUGGUAGAGGCCGGGAUGGCCAAGGAGGCGACUACUGGUUCUGAGUCUGCAAUGGUGGCCGCAUCUUAUGAUGAUUCUCUGGUGAAUUCUGGGUCUCAGGGAAAUUCAAAAGGGAAGAAUCAAAAGAAGGGGAAGUCCGGCAACCGAAAAAAUUCUGGCGGCAUUGCAGGCAGUGCAGGUCGGGGUUCCGAAGGUGACAAGCUGGGUCAGGGCUACAACGGCGGCAGUGUUGGUCGAGCUCCUGGAGGACAGCAAGCUCAACCCCCACCUCAUACACAGCAAAGGCAGCCAGGAAUUUUGGGCCCUUGCCCACAACAGAAUCAGCAGGCCUAUGCAACCUCUUCUCUUGGACAGCCUGGUUCGUAUGCACCUUCUUAUGCUCCCAUUGACAUAGAGUCGGCUAUGCAUACUAUGACUCUUUCUCAACCGGAUCCAUCAUGGUACAUAGACACUGGAGCUACGUCUCAUAUGACAUCCUCUAUAGGUGAUUUCUCGUCUUAUUUUAAUUUGAGCAAUCAUCCUAAUAAUGGCAUUGUUGUUGGUAAUGGUCAUACUAUUCCUAUUUUUACCACUGAUAAUUCUGUGACAGUUGAGUUUGAUCCUUUUGGGUUUUCUGUGAAGGAUUUUCAAACGGGGAUGCCGAUAAUGAGAUGUGAUAGCCGCGGGGAUCUGUAUCCUAUUACCUCCACUCUACACAAUCAAGCUUAUUCUUCUACCUUUGCCGCCAUCUCUCCUUUCUUAUCUUAG